GUCCUCCCAGUGCUGCUGUCUGCUUUGGCAUGAUAAGUGUUUGUGGGGCUGGGAAUCCUGGCAUUGCCGCCCUAGAAGCCAGACUCUCCGGCCACGACCGACGCCAGCGCGCAGUAGGUCCGCUACUGAGCCCCGGACAGACGCAGAUAGACGCGGCGCUGAGAAGCGCAACUUCUAGAUAAAUUACCGAAAAAUAUAAAGAGCAAGAUGAGAUCGCUGUGGGCGCUACUCUUAAUGGGAAUUUCGAGCGUGUCUGCCACUAUGGAGUCAAAUGAGAUAUCUAGACAGAUGAGUUCUCCAACCCCAAAUCACACAGAUUCUACAACAUCAGGGCCUGGAUCUAUUAUACCAACAAGCAACACCAGCGUGGCAAUAAUCCAGUUAACAAACUUCACCGAGAGCACAUCGACAAGCAACCUGCCAACAGCUGUGCGGUCAACAGCUGCCCAGACAACAGCACCAAUUACCAGCACACUAGAGGCAUCUACAGAGCAUAAAGCAUCAGAUAAACCAACGACGACUAUCAAGCCUAAUGCAUCACGUCCAACAACAGAAGCUCCCAAAUCUAAGGUAUCAAUUUCGACAAUAUCAGCUACCGAGUUUAAGAUAUCACUUCCAACAUUGUUAGCGUCAACGACAUUAGUUCCACCGACAGUUAGCAUGACUCAGGCAACAAAUAAACCAACGAUAGCUAGCGAGUCCAAUUCAUCACCUCCACCAACGACCGCUACCGAGUCCAAGUCAUCACCUCCACCAACGACCGCUACCGAGUCCAAGUCAUCACCUCCACCAACGACCGCUACCGAGUCCAAGUCAUCACCUCCACCAACGACCGCUACCGAGUCCAAGUCAUCACCUCCACCAACGACCGCUACCGAAUCCAAGUCAUCACCUCAACCAACGACCGCUAUUCAGUCAGCCAUGACUACAAGGCCUAUGACAACAAAACUGCCAGUGACCUCCAUCUCUGAGACUUUACGUCCUGCAAUCACAACGCAGAAUAUGAUGUUGGACAGCACUGUGCCAGAGAGCAUCCCAACCUCAAUAUCCAGCAGUCCAGCAUCAGUCAUUGCACCUUCUACAAAUAAGACCCCACUAUUCACUAAGAAUUCCAAAAGCUCGAAAGAGGUCUGUGAAUAUCUGAUGGCGUGGAUCGUUGAGGACUGUGACAUACAGCGCAUUGGGAGGGGCCAGUACAGCCUAAAAAUCUAUAGCACGAAAAUCAUUGACGAGCCACCUUCAAAGCCCACCCAGUCCUACAACGCCAAACUCAUUGCCGCUCUGGUCACCACCUUCAUCUUGCUGUCCAUCAUCGCCCUCAGCAGCUUUUUCCUAUGGCGCCGACGCUCUUACAAGAUGAACCAGCAACAGCUGACAGAGGAGCUGCACACUUGCGAGAAUGGUUACCAUGACAACCCCACACUGGAGGUGAUGGAGGUGCAGCCAGAGAUGCAGGAGAAGAAGGUGGCCCUCACCAAAGAGCUCCACGACACCUGGAUCGUGCCCUUGGACAACUUGGCCAAAGUCGACCUUCUGGACGAGGAGGACACACACCUGUAGGGUGAUGUCACCCGAGGUAAUGGUGACGUGACCGCAGGCUAACGGUCGCUCACGUGCAGGACCAAACGAGGACCACUACAUGCUCAUCCAUAAGCAGAUACCCCCCCACAAAGUUUUCAAAGGACUUUCUUCCUGAAUGCUAAAAGGUACAGUUCGAAACCCUGAAAAGAACCACCAUGUGGAUCUUACCUCCUAUACACCAGGACUGUUAAUCAGCACCAUCACCUGAAUCUCUGUAAUCCACUAUUUUUGCCAGACUAAAAUGACCCAAAAGAUGCGAUAAACAUAAAUCUUUAUCUCCCAUACCUGUUAAAAUGUUAGGAUUCACACUAUUGCAUCGAAGGGCCAAUAUUUUAUGCCCUGGGGUCUGUUACUCGUUCCUAUGUUUAAAAAGCUGAUUCAUCUUCACGGCUGGAAGAUUUACUUACCAGGGUCACUGGGUAGCGGUGCAUCACCACCCCUGUGGGGUUCUGGCGGGGGUUCCAGUCGCUCUCCGCGUUUCCCGCGCUCAUUCAGGGCCAAGGGUGGGGGGGCCGCGUGAGCCAGACCAGAGGCGGAGAUUCACUCACCAGCGAGUCGCUGCUUCAGACAAAACCGCAUGAAGCCAAAAGGGUGAAUAAGCCACUUCAGUGGGUCCAGCCUGCUUCUAGGUGGCUUUUUGUAAAUAUAUGUAUCUUUAUUACCAGAUGAGUGCCUUCCCACACUCAGGGCCGCUGAGGGAUGCACUGCGUUUUGCUGUCAGAUAACGAACCACCACAUUCACAUCGUCCAGCACCAGGUUAAAUGCUUAAAGACUGCAUUUCUCACAGACUCUUUCACUUUAUAAAACACUUAAGUUAUGCAAAGAUGAGUCACUUGUGGUUCUUUUGCUGAAGCUGAUAAACACUGGGAUUCGUAUGUACGGUUUUCCCUGAUCCAAGACCUUUUUUAUGCAUCAAUAAAACACCAAACUAACCAA
Messenger RNA from Brienomyrus brachyistius, 2518 nucleotides. It is a transcript of the gene podxl, whose product is annotated as podocalyxin-like. The record is from RefSeq and is a predicted model, not a curated record. Gene Ontology annotation, cellular component: apical plasma membrane; microvillus membrane. NCBI's taxonomy places the organism in Eukaryota, Metazoa, Chordata, Actinopteri, Osteoglossiformes, Mormyridae. Gene Ontology annotation, biological process: cell migration; regulation of microvillus assembly; positive regulation of cell-cell adhesion mediated by integrin. Bases 208 to 1560 code for a protein of 450 amino acids. The transcript is spliced from 8 exons.